Messenger RNA from Cynocephalus volans (Philippine flying lemur), 2199 nucleotides. It is a transcript of the gene TTC12, whose product is annotated as tetratricopeptide repeat domain 12. The transcript has 22 exons. The coding region runs from base 85 to 2199 and encodes 704 amino acids. NCBI's taxonomy places the organism in Eukaryota, Metazoa, Chordata, Mammalia, Dermoptera, Cynocephalidae. Gene Ontology annotation, molecular function: protein binding. Gene Ontology annotation, biological process: axonemal dynein complex assembly; sperm axoneme assembly. The record is from RefSeq and is a predicted model, not a curated record. Gene Ontology annotation, cellular component: centrosome; cytoplasm.
GGCAUCCGGGAGAGCGUGGCACGGGCUCGGCGCGCGUCCCCGCGGCCCCUCCUGAGAGGAACCCUGCAGGGAUUCUGAUCUACAAUGGCUGACGAUCAGGAGAAAGACUUACAGAAAUUUCUUAAAAAUGUGGAUGAAAUCACCAAUUUAAUUCAGGAGAUGAAUUCUGAUGACCCAGUUGUGCAACAGAAAGCUGUCCUCGAGACAGAAAAGAGACUGCUGCUCAUGGAGGAAGAUGAAGAGGAGGAUGAAUGUAGGACUACCUCGAACAAGACCAUGAUUAGUCCUCCACAAGCUCCUGAGAAUGCAGAUGAAAUGAACUCAGAGGCCUUCUUGGCAUCUGUGGAGAAGGAUGCAAAGGAACGAGCCAAGAGAAGAAGAGAAAACAAAGUUUUAGCAGAUGCCCUAAAAGAAAAAGGGAAUGAAGCAUUUUCUAAAGGCGAUUAUGAAACGGCCGUCCUGCACUACAGUGAGGGUUUGGAAAAGCUGAAGGACAUGAAAGUGCUCUACACUAACCGAGCCCAGGCUUAUAUAAAACUUGGGGACUACCAGAAGGCACUGGUGGAUUGUGAAUGGGCUCUCAAGUGUGAUGAAAAAUACACAAAAGCAUACUUCCACAUGGGAAAAGCUCACCUGGCCCUGAAGAACUACAGCAGGUCUAGAGAGUGUUAUAAGAAGAUCUUGGAAAUAGACCCCAAGCUGCAGACCCAGGUGACAGAUUACCUGAAUCAAGUAGAUCUUCGGGAGAAAGCAGACCUUCAAGAGAAAGAAGCCCUUGAACUGCUGGAUUCAGGAAGGAACACAGCCGUGACAACCAAGAAUCUCCUGGAGACCCUUUCCAAGCCUGGCCAGAUCCCUUCGUUCUAUGCAGGGGGAAUUGAGAUCCUGACUGAAAUGAUGACGGAUGGCACAGACCGAACUUUAUUCAGAAUACACAAUGGCUUCAGUAUCAUCAGUGACAACGAGGUUAUAAGAAGGUGCUUUUCCACAGCGGGGAAAGAUGCAGUUGAAGAGACAGUCUGUGUGUCUGUUCUCAAGCUCUGGCAAGCAGUGUGCAACGAGAAUGAGGAAAACCAGCGUCUGCUUGUGAUGCACCCCGACAGGGGCAGGCUGCUGCCCUCCCUCUUGGCCUCCAGAGUCCUGGCCAUCCGGCAGCAGAGUCUGGCCCUGCUACUACAGCUCGCCCAGACGGAGCACGGACGGGGCCUGAUCGUCAGCCACCUUGACCUGACCCGAUUGUUGGAGGCCCUGGUGUCAUUUCUGGAUUUCUCAGAUAAGAAGGCCAACACCGCCAUGGGACUGCUCACAGAUUUGGCUCAGGAAGAAAGAUUCCAAGUCUGGUUCCAGGCCAACCUUCCGGUUGUUCUCCCUGUACUCACAAGCAUUCUGAAGAGAGAUCCCAAGGUAACCAACUCCUCAGCUCUGUGCCAGUGUGUUUCCAUCAUGGGAAACCUCAGUGCUGCACCUGCCACUCGAAGACACAUGUUGGCCUGUGAAGAAUUUGGGGAUGCCUGCUUGGGCCUCAUGGUCAGGUGUGAGGAGGAUGUGGACCUGUGCAAGGAGAUCACAUACACCCUCCUGGGACUCAUGAUGAACCUGUGCCUUCAGUCGACCUUUGUCUCUGAGGUUUGGGCUGUGGAGGUGAGCAGAAGGUGCCUGUCUCUACUAAACAGCCAGGAUGGAGGGAUCCUGACAAGAGCCGCUGGUGUUCUGAGCCGGACCCUCCCCUCCUCUCUGAAAGGCGUGGAGGAGGCGCUGAGGGCUGGAGUGGUGAAGAAGAUGAUGAGAUUCCUGAAGACAGGAGGCCAGACCGCAUCACUUUAUGCUAUAAAGAUACUAGCUAUCUGCACGAACAGUUAUCAUGAAGCUCGGGAAGAAGUAAUAAGACUGGAUAAAAAGUUUAGCCUUUUGAUGAAGCUGCUCAGAGUGGAGAACGAGGUUGUGGUGGGCAACGCUGCGCUCUGCCUUGGGAACUGCAUGGAGGUGCCCAGUGCUGCAUCUUCCCUGCUGAAGACGGAUGUCGUGCGGGUCUUGUUGAAGCUGGCGGGCGGCGAUGCGCAGAAGACGGCUGUGCAGCUGAACGCAGGCAUUGCUCUGGGGAAGCUGUGCACGGCCGAGCCCAGGUUUGCUGCUCAACUGAGAGAACUUCAUGGGAUAGAAAUUCUCAACUCUACAAUGAAGUACAUCAAUGAUUCUUGA